This is a messenger RNA of Vitis riparia (riverbank grape), 820 nucleotides long. RefSeq names its product major strawberry allergen Fra a 1.05-like. Gene Ontology annotation, cellular component: nucleus; cytoplasm. The record is from RefSeq and is a predicted model, not a curated record. Gene Ontology annotation, biological process: abscisic acid-activated signaling pathway; defense response. The transcript is spliced from 2 exons. Lineage: Eukaryota; Viridiplantae; Streptophyta; Magnoliopsida; Vitales; Vitaceae. Gene Ontology annotation, molecular function: signaling receptor activity; abscisic acid binding; protein phosphatase inhibitor activity. The coding region runs from base 94 to 573 and encodes 159 amino acids.
UUAGAUCUCUCCUCACCUCAAACCAUUCUCUGCAAACCAACCAAUCCUCCUUCUCUUCCUCUUUUGAUCCUUUUCAUUUCAAACUCUAAGAUCAUGGGUGUUUUCACUUACGAGAGUGAGGUCACUUCCUCGGUUCCCCCAGCCAAGAUGUUCAAGGCCGCUAUCCUCGAUUCUGACAACCUCAUUCCCAAGGUAAGGCCUCAAGCUAUCAAGAGUGUGGAAACCAUACAAGGAGAGGGAGGCCCUGGAACCAUCAAGAAGAUUCACUUUGGUGAAGGCAGCAAAUUCAAAAGCAUGACACACCGGGUUGAUGCGAUUGACAAAGAGAACUUCACAUUCAGCUACACUGUGGUUGACGGAGAUGUUUUGACGGGCGGUAUUGAAUCAAUUUCUCAUGAGCUCAAAGUGGUGGCUUCUCCUGAUGGAGGAUCCAUCUACAAGAACACCAGCAAGUACCACACCAAGGGCGAUGUAGAGAUCUGUGAAGAGCACGUUAAGGGUGGCAAAGAGGAGGCUCUGGCAUUGUUCAAGGCUAUUGAAGCCUACGUCCUGGCACAUCCCGAUGCCUAUUAAGUAAAAUUGCCUGUAGUAAUUGAGAUAUUAGUCUCUUGAGUCCACCUUCAUAUUCAUUGCAUCUAUCAGUCUCAAUAAGUUUGGCCUUUUGUGUUUUUGCCAUAUGGCCAAAGUAGCCUCGGCUUAAAAAUAAGAGUUUCCCAGGUCUGAUCCUCGGAGUAUUUGUGAUGUUCUAUUGCCAUGAAGUGUCAUUAUUGUAUUACCUUAAUAAAUAUAUUGGAAAUCAUCUGUUUUACUAAUUAAGCAA